Molecule: messenger RNA, 4260 nt
Organism: Diatraea saccharalis (sugarcane borer)
Lineage: Eukaryota; Metazoa; Arthropoda; Insecta; Lepidoptera; Crambidae
Source: the annotation of a GenBank genome assembly
AUGGGUACGGGAUUGCAAAAUAAUCAGCCGAAACCAACACUGGGGGGCUUCGGCACAUUAGGCGGAGGCGGUGGAGGGUUGUUCCAACAGCCUCAACAGAAUAAUAUGUUCAGAACUGACAGCGGUUUAGGCAGUGGAUUAUUCAGCGGGAACACGACAUUGGGCGCUCCAUCUUUGGGCUUGGGUCUGAACGCGAAUAAUACGUCUUUGAACAAUUCUGGUUUGAGUGGUGCAUCGGCUGCUGGAAAUGUUCACGAACAAAUGCUGACGUUGGCCGCGAGACCGUACGGUGAUUCGCCUCUGUUCAAAGAUCUAGUGCCCGCAGACUCGAGUGCAUCGGAGGAAGUGUUGAAGCCAACGAAUCCCGCUGCUGUUAAAGCGGUAUUAGACACUGGGCGUUUACCGCCCACCAGACCGCCCAUACGAUUACAGCCCAGACCUUUACCACAGGAUAAGAAAUCAUUGUUCGACGGCCUAGAAGAAUCCGACGCUAGUCUAGAAGAUAAACUCAGCCUGAAACCGAGCAGGAAACGAUUGGUUCUCAGGCCGAAUCAGAGGACAGACAGUCAGCAAGACAACGUUCAUAGUACACAGAACGACAGGACUGCGGAUGAUGAGAGGAACGGUAGCUUAUCGGGAGUGGGAGGGGGGCCGGAGGCUCCAGCGGAUGCGGGGGACGCGGUCGACGCGGGGGGCAAGCGCUCCGGCAGCAUAACUGAUAACAACUCUGAUGCUAACAUAGAGAAGAAUAAUAGUUGGCUUUCGUCCUCAAAGUUACCAUGGAACGACAAAGAAAAACCCAUAGACAGCGAAUCUACACCACGUCUUUAUCCAAGCUUAGAUAAGGAAAUGCAAUCCCAAACUUCGGAGAGGCGAGCCAGUUGGCUGACAACGAAACCCCUCCGGAAGCCUCUGACUACCAAUCCGGAUAGCGUGGAGAAUUCCGUACGCGAGUUGGGGGUUCGAUCCCCGGACAGGCUCAGCGACAAAGAGAACAUCGACUCCCUAUCUGUGUCAGAAGAAGAAAAUGUGCCUCGGAGGGAUAUGCCACCUCAUCCAGCCGGUGUGAAAUUAACAAGGCCCGGUUAUUACACGAUACCGAGCCUUCAAGAGAUGAUAGCGUACAUGCGUCCGGACGGUUCUUGCGUCGUCCCACAUCUGACGAUCGGCCGUCACAACUACGGCAACGUGUUCUACGAUCAGGAGAUAGAUGUGACAGGAUUAGAUCUGGACGCUUUGGUACACUUCAUGAAUAAGGAGGUGAUUGUAUAUCCGGAGGACGCGGAUAAGCCCCCCGUGGGGUCGGGGCUGAACAGGCGCGCGGUCGUCACCCUCGACAGGGUGUGGCCGCGGGACAAGACGCAGCGGCGACCCAUCACGGACCCGGACAGAUUAUUGAAGAUGGAGUACGAGGCGCGUUUGCGGCGGGUGUGCGACAAACACGACACAAAAUUCAUCGAGUACAGGCCGCAGACGGGCAGCUGGGUGUUCAGGGUGGAGCACUUCAGCAAAUACGGCUUAACCGAUUCGGACGAAGAGGACGAAGCGCCGACGCCUGAUGUUCUUAAAAGGCAAAUCGCGAAUCAGGCCUUGCAAAAUGCCGCGCCUGUUACUGUUACUAAGCCGCCGGCGGCCCCCGCCCCCGGCCUGGGAGGCCUAGGGCUCCCCACUGGUCUCGCUGAGGACAGCCUGUUCGCUAUGCACCAGACAUCUUUGAAUCUACUCAACGGAUCAUCCAAAGGAGUAAAGACAUCCGACGACAUCACGCUCAUCUCGUUGUGUUAUUUUAAAGAUAGUCCUCCGAUAUGGACAAUCUAUUUGGGAUUCGUAAUAGCCCCUUCUGACUACCCGCCGUUAUAUAUACAACGUGUCCCAAAAUUCAACGAUAAGCGGGCGCCAAGAGUAUACGAUAUGGACACCACGGAAGAGAAUGCGGAAUCUCAGAGCAUGUACCAGGAAAAUAGAGGUUUCGGCGUGAAGAGUCCCACCAGUGAACUGGCUCGAUUAGAAAACAGGCAGAGCCAUCACGUACAGCUGAUGAAGGCGUCCCUUUAUGCAGAUGCCACAGAGAUGGACGACGAUAUGUCUGUCUCUACUGGCGAUCAGUUGGUGCCGAUAUCUGUUCCGCUGAUCGCUAAAGCCCCUUUCAUCGCCACCAUAGAACCUGAGCCGAUGGACGAGAUCAUGCCGGAACUCGAAGAAGUUACUGAACAGCCGAUGCGACCAUUGAUUGUGCAACCGCAUAGUAUAGUGCUCAAAUAUCACAAGAAAGUGCCGCCGUUCAAAGAAACCAUCGAAGGGGGCGAUUUAUGUGAAGUGGGCAGAUAUUUAGAGGGGAGGGGGAAUGACGAUUGGAGCGAGCCACUGCUAGCUACCCUCUCGCUCGCACACACGCACAACUCUGGACUGCAGGAGACUCUAUCCCGGCAUCUGGAGACCCUCCUAGAGUUGUCUGAUGUAACGCAAGUGUCCGAAGACACGUGUCCGAAACUCACCGUCCGGGACAACCCGCCGGACAGGCGCAGGCUGCUAGCCGGACACCUUAAACACGCCGCUAGCGCAGCGAAUGACAAAAAUCAGUGGGGUGCUAGUAGUGAAUACCGAUUAGAAGUGUGGAAGCUUUGCGAGGCGCUGUGGGGGGACGAUCUCGAGAAUGAUGGAGUUGCGGGAACAGAUGACGCGUCUAUAGUGAGACGUCACAGGAAAUUCCUGUCCUGGAUCACUGACGCUGUGGCCGAUGUCACUGAUAAAGAACUGGCCACGCCGUCUAAAGGAGAGGACGAAGAUGAGGAGGAUGGUCACAGUAGCAGAAUAUGGAGUUUACUUCUCGGCGGAAGGUUGCCAGCCGCUUGCCGUCUCGCGAGGCAGAACAACGAUCUCAACAUGGCAACACUGCUAGCACAGGCUUCAGGCGACCCGUUGUUCCGAAGUCUGAUCUCCCGUCAGUUGUCGUUGUGGAGGGAGUGCGGAGCCGAUACCCUUAUAGCUUCGCACAGAUUGGAGGCGUUACGUUUAAUAGCCGGCGAAGCUAAACCACUAGGAAAAUUGCUGCUAGUCGACUGGAUGAGAGCUCUUCACGCGACCGCGAGGUACUUAUGUCCGCAAGUGCCGUCUUUGGAACGUGUGGUGACUACGUACGAGGGCUUCUUCAGGACCGAUUCGUCUGAUGAAGAGACGCCCGAUAUAUUGGACGGCGAUGAGAUGGGUAUGCAGCCGCCGCUGCCACCGUACAUGGAUCAGUAUCAACUCCAAGAGAACGGCGGUAAACAGCGUCGCGUUCUAGAUCUACGGUACGAGCUGAUAAGGUCUCGUGCUAAUAACACUCGGCCGAAACUGCAACCCGCCUCUUAUACACCGGAUCCUCUAGAUUAUUCUCUAUGUUUCCUGUUGGGCACAUGGUUCGGUAACCCAUCGGUGGAGAGUAUAACCGGGUUUGCAUCACAACUGGAGGGGUGCGGUCUAUGGCAUCUCGCCGUACAGACGUUGUGCUACCACCCAGACGCGAUACAGCGCGGUCACCUGGUCCGCGGCGUGUUAUCCCGCCAGAUGCCCGCGACGCUGGACUCGCCGGCGGACGGGACUCGCGCGGGACUCUUGAGGAAGUUACGCGUGCCCGAGCGGUGGAUACUGCUCGCGCAAGCUUACAGGGCCAAAUAUCAGCACUUGCCCCGAUUGGAAGCGGAACAUCUAGCUAACGCUGGACAGUACAACGCAGCUCAUAGGAUAUUAGUGGACCAAUUGCUGCCCACCGCUGUGCUAGACGAUGAUCUGAAGAGUAUAGCACCUCUGUUGGAGAUAUUAAACGAGGCGGCUUCGAAGGACCAAGUCAGCGAUUGGGACAGUGGAGGUUCAGCGUUGUAUCACUACAUGCAUGUAUGCGAUGAGAUCCGCGGCAUGGUGUGCGGGGCGGGGGCGGGGGCGGGGGCCGCGCGGGGGGCGAUGGGCGCGCGCGUGGAAGCGCUCCGCCCCCGCGUGGUGGCCGCCUGCAGGGCCCUAGCGGCCCUACCUAUCAGGGGUGGUCGCCAGGCGGCGGCGCGCGCCGAGAUGGGUGGGCGGCUGGUGCAGCUGCUGGCGGCGGGCGGGGCGGCGGGCGCGGCGCUGGGGCCGCUGCUGCACGCGCUGCGGCUGCCGCCGGCGGCCCACGCGCGCGCGCUAGCACAGAUCACGACAGAAUUAGCUGAGCACGCAUCAGAUUCUUGUAUUGAAUCCGUAUCAAGUUCUCCGCGCUCUUCACACCACAGGGCCGCUGUACACACGUAG